CCGCGCCAUCGUCCCCCCCGUCACGACCAUUGAAAUGUGGAGUAAUAAAGAAAACAAAGAUUCAAACACAACCCGAAGAUUCGAACUCCUUCUCGGAAAAUUCCACAGAUUUGAAUCCAUCUCUCUUCCGAUUCAAACUCAAAAACCCUAAUUUUCAAUGUUAAUCUGUAUAUAUUGAUGGAUCUAUAUGUACGUGUGCGAUUCCUAAUGUAAUGCGCGUCGGAGAUGCCGAGCGUGGCUGUGAAAUUGUACAGCGUUUUGUUCAAAUUCCUCCUCAAACGACGAUUGCAGACCUUGAUCGAGUAUCCGAUCUGCAACGAUUCCGAUCGUGUAUACGGCGUCGUUUCGCGCCCUGACGAGGCCAUCGCCGCCGUCAACCCUAGCUUCGGCGAGGACGGCGUCGCCACCAAGGAUCUCCACAUUGACCCCUCGACUUCUCUCUCUCUCAGGAUUUUUCUCCCCGAUUCCGCUGUCGCGUUGCCUGCCGCUAUCCCUAAGAUCAAAGCUAGGGUUUCGUCCGCUAAAGUGAGCUCCAGGGACGAGAAGAGUCCAGCUUUGUCUGAAAGUGGAGGGUAUGGAGGGUAUUUGCCGGAUAAGAAUGGGAGGAACUGCAGGAAAUUGCCGGUGAUAUUGCAGUUUCAUGGUGGCGGGUGGGUGGGUGGGGGUUGUGACACCGUAGCCAAUGAUUUGUUUUGUAGAAGGAUAGCCAAAUCGUGUGAUUCCAUUGUUGUGGCAGUCGGUUACAGGCUGGCACCUGAGAGCCGCUAUCCGGCUGCGUUUGAUGAUGGGUUGAAGGUGUUGAAUUGGCUCGCGAAACAGGCGAAUCUGGCUGAGUGUAGCAGGUCGUUUGUGAAUGGGAGGCCGGUGGGGGGCGAAGAUGGGAGGAGAAGGCAAAUAGUUGAUGGGUUCGGCUCUUCAAUGGUUGAGCCUUGGUUAGCUGCUCAUGCUGACCAUUCCAGGUAUUCAUUCAUGUUAUUCAAUUUUUAUGUAUAGCUUCUGCAUACAUACUCCAUUUUUUCCUUUAGCUGAAUUGCUUGAUCUUAUUAAAUCAUUUUUUGUUUAUUGAGCUCAUUGGCCCAUUGCAUUUUGGUAUUAUUUAAAGUUAGAAUUGUGUAAAAGAUUAAGGUCCAUGUUCAAUGUGAAGCCUUUCACUAAUUAAUUUUAAAAUAAUAAUGAAAUGCUGUCAAGUCA
Molecule: messenger RNA, 1191 nt
Organism: Cuscuta campestris
Lineage: Eukaryota; Viridiplantae; Streptophyta; Magnoliopsida; Solanales; Convolvulaceae
Source: the annotation of a GenBank genome assembly